UCUUCCCGUGUCAGUCACUGUCACCUAAAACCCCUCAACCACCUGUCGCUUAUUACGACUAACACCCGCAGGAUUAUCCGAACCAUCAUGAUUCUCCUUGAACGUAAAGCCAAAUCUGGUCUGAGACCACGUACUGAUCAGAAAUCAAAAGUAAAUCAUCACUUCGCCCUCUCCCCUUAUUGUUCUUACUGGUCGAAGUCAUCUCGAACUCUGGAUAUAUACUCAUCUCAUCGAUCUGUACAGGAUUCCAUCACUGGCUUCACCUUUGCCAAUUCCCAUAAAACCAUGGCAACAAGCACUGUGUCAUCCACUAAGCGAGGAGCGCCACCGGCACCACAAGUCUCCGUGCAAGUCGAACACAAGCCGAAACGCAAGUCUAAUGUUGUUGUGGAUGAAGAGUACCGGGAGACUGACUCGGCUGCUGAUGAUACUGAUGCGGAUCAUGAGCACUCACCACUCCGUACGGCUCGUCCGAGACGCUCCUCUUCCUCAGCUGCGAGUCUGAACAUUCGCCCUUUCAACUCAAUCCUGUCUUCCCGCGAAUGUGAUAUGCAAUCGGAUAGCGAUGUGCGGUUGGUUAGCUCGAAAACCGGACGUGUCGAGCCUGAGAAGUCUAAGCACAACCAAACCCCUCGCAUCAAGAUGGAGCCCUCUCCCCACGGCCAAGAGAUGCAGAUAAGCCACAAGAAGAAUAAGAAGAAGUCCAAGACCAAGAAGUACGCGCCCGUCAGGCAGGAGUCACAGGAGCUGGCGAUGAGCCUGGAUGAACCUCUGGACCACGCUGCCAAUACUACACCGGUCGUUGCGACGCACCUGGAUGACAACAUCUGGUUCCUUGUCACUGCGACCAGCCAAGAGGGUAUGGCCCCGGUUUGGGUUCGCUUCUUCAACUUCAACUCGACCGCAACGUUCAUCGAAUCUCUGCGGCAUGAAUGUCGCCUGGACGAAUGGAGCCCCUCCCGCCAGCUGAGCCACGACGUGAGCGGCAGCUCCUCAUCCAAGAGGCCUGUUGUGAUCGCCGCCUCCGUCCGAUUUGACUGGACUGACUUUGAAAUCCGGGUCCGUCAGAACCACGAGCAGGAUUGGAUCAUGGUGCAGCAUGAGCUGCAGAAAGCGAUGGAGGGCCGUGCCCAUCUGCUGGAGUCUGGAUCCUUGACUCCGGCUUUCAAGAUCCGGGUCCGGUUGCACGUCGUCGAGGAGGAUCGCCUGGUUGCGUACGGCAAGGGUUACUGAUUCUCUUUUUCGCCGUGUUUCUCAACGCCAUUUGUACUAUUGGUCUGGCAACAAUCACACGUCCAUAUUCUAUGUCUGCAUCUAAUUUGGACAGUACUUGACUGCAAUCCCUGAUUCCUGCUUUUGUUCUCAUUCGU
This is a messenger RNA of Aspergillus saccharolyticus JOP 1030-1, 1370 nucleotides long. RefSeq lists its product as uncharacterized. The record is from RefSeq and is a predicted model, not a curated record. Bases 88 to 1233 code for a protein of 381 amino acids. The transcript has a single exon. Lineage: Eukaryota; Fungi; Ascomycota; Eurotiomycetes; Eurotiales; Aspergillaceae.